AUGUCUCCUAUCACGCCGGAGGCCGCCCCGGACGCCCCGGGCGUCGUGGUUCGCGGCCUCAACUUUGCGUACCCAAACUGCAAGCCGUUCAUCUCCAAUUUCAACCUCGACCUGCCACGCGGAUCCCGCUGCCUGCUCCUUGGCGCCAACGGAGCCGGCAAGACCACGCUGCUCCAGAUCCUCGCGGGCAAGUACAUGGUCGGCGAGGACGUCAUUCGCGUCAUCGGGCGGCCGCCGUUCCACGACCUCGCGCUCACAUGCGACGGAGACCUGUCGUACCUAGGCUCCCAGUGGCGCCGCGACAUCGCCACGGCCGGCAGCGACGUCGCUUUGCAGGGCGAUAUCGCGGCGGGAACGAUGAUCUACGGCGUGGACGGCGUGGACCCGGCGCGGCGGUCCAAGCUGAUGCACCUCCUCGACAUCGACCCCCGCUGGAACAUGAACCGUGUGUCGGACGGACAGCGGCGGCGCGUGCAGAUCUGCCUGGGACUGCUGAAGCCGUACCAGGUGCUCCUGCUGGACGAAAUCACGGUCGACAUGGACGUCGUCGGCCGCCUUGAGCUCCUCGAGUUCUUCCGCGAGGAGACCGAGGAGCGCGGAGCCACCAUCAUAUAUGCUACGCAUAUCUUCGAUGGACUCGAACCAUGGAUCACGCACGUCGCCUUCGUGUCCGGCGGCGAGCUGGUCAAGGGCGGGACGGCUGGCGAGGUGCUCGGGUCGAGCCUGGCGGGGGGCAAGAAGCUGCUGCGGGUCGUCGAGGCGUGGCUUGCGGAGGAGAAGGAGCGUUUGAAAGAUGUGCCGUCGCACGACGACGCAGAGGACUCGGGCCGCGCGCCGCCGAUGCUGCCGAACAAGCAUCUGGCGUACUUCCGCUGA
Molecule: messenger RNA, 876 nt
Organism: Pedinophyceae sp. YPF-701
Lineage: Eukaryota; Viridiplantae; Chlorophyta; Pedinophyceae
Source: the annotation of a GenBank genome assembly